GCGCGGCAGCGGGGCCGGGUCCCUCUGAGCGCGGGCUCACCUGGAACCCUGCGGGCCGCCGUCCCGCGGGCCGGGCGCACGCCGCCUGCCGAGAGUCAAGUGUCCGAGCCGCUCGGCAACUCAGGCGGCCAGUGGGCCACAGGAAGUUUAUUCUCGGGCUCCCUUUCUCAAAGGAGGAAAUAGAAGUUUCUCCAAGCCGGCAGCCUUUUCUUUUUCGCCUUGUCGGUCCUGCCUGCACCUCGGGACGGGAACAGGGGAAAGAAGGGUGUCCCCCAGAGCUGGCAGGCGAGGCUCGCUUGGGGCUCCCGAUUCUUUGUUUCCUUCCGAUUCUGGUGGCCGUGGGUCCCGGUCGGGCUCCGGCUGCGCGCGGGGGCGGGAGGGCGCGCGCAGGGGAGGGACUGAGAGCGGCGCCGCCGACUUUUUAGAGGGAGGGACCGUGUGGACAACUGGUCUCGCGGCGCCCGCGAAGAAGGGAAGAAGUACGGUGCUAGGCGCUCGGGGGACGCGGUCGCCGGCGCCCCACCGCUGCCGUGGGUGAAAGCCCGGGAGCCGAGAGCGGAGCCCGCGGCGCUGCCGGAGGACUAGCCAGCGCGCAGCAGCCGGUGCACGGCCGCGGCGAGGGCGGGGGAAGAGAAGCACCCUGUUUCCUCUGGGGCCCCCAGCGCGGAUCAUGUACCAGGAUUAUCCCGGGAAUUUUGACACCUCGUCCCGGGGCAGCAGCGGUUCUCCUGCGCACGCCGAGUCCUACUCCAGUGGCGGUGGCGGCCAGCAGAAGUUCCGGGUAGAUAUGCCUGGCUCGGGCAGUGCCUUCAUCCCCACCAUCAACGCCAUCACCACAAGCCAGGACCUGCAGUGGAUGGUGCAGCCCACAGUGAUCACCUCCAUGUCCAACCCCUACCCACGCUCGCACCCGUACAGCCCCCUGCCGGGCUUGGCCUCUGUCCCUGGACACAUGGCACUCCCGAGGCCUGGCGUGAUCAAGACCAUUGGCACCACCGUGGGCCGCAGGAGGAGAGAUGAGCAGUUGUCUCCUGAAGAGGAAGAGAAGCGCCGGAUCCGCAGGGAGAGGAACAAGUUGGCCGCGGCCAAGUGCAGGAACCGCCGCCGGGAGCUGACCGAGAAGCUGCAGGCGGAGACAGAGGAGCUGGAGGAGGAGAAGUCAGGCCUGCAGAAGGAGAUCGCGGAGCUACAGAAGGAAAAGGAGAGGUUGGAGUUCAUGUUGGUGGCGCACGGCCCUGUGUGCAAGGUCAGCCCAGAGGAGCGCCGCUCGCCCCCGACCACGGGGCUACCGCCCAUGCGUGGUGGUAGUGGCAGUGGGGGCGGUGCGGUGGGAGCCGUGGUGGUGAAGCAGGAACCCCUGGAAGAAGACAGCCCCUCCUCCUCGGCGGCCGGCCUGGACAAGGGCCAGCGCUCCGUCAUCAAGCCCAUCAGCAUCGCGGGGGCCUUCUAUGGGGAGGAGCCCCUGCACACGCCCAUCGUGGUGACCUCCACUCCCGCCAUCACUCCAGGCACCUCGAACCUCGUCUUCACCUAUCCCAACGUCCUGGAGCAGGAGUCGCCCGCCUCGCCCUCCGAGUCCUGCUCCAAGGCCCACCGCAGGAGCAGUAGCAGCGGGGACCAGUCCUCGGACUCCUUGAACUCCCCAACCCUGCUGGCUCUGUAACCCAGCCCGCCUCUCCUCCCCAGCCCUGGAACGGGUCCUCGCCACCACCUCCUUCCCCGGGGACCAGCACCUUGAAAGCGCUCCAGAGCCGUGAGGGUCCCACAUGGCCCUGCCAAGGAGCUGCCUGGCUCUGCGGGGGCCCAGAGGCUUGGGAGGACUCGGGUCAGCCUCCCGGAAGCCUUCCUGUCAUCAUUGUUGUGGUCGUCAUGCACACGUCUUGCAAACGAAUCCUGUUUCUUGAAAGGCCUGGGGGAACUCGGUGCGGUGAGCUCUGGCUUCUGAAGAGCCCGAAGCUGUUCCUUUUGUCACGAUGUGGUUGGUCUCUGCCACGAUGCUGUCCCUCCCUGCCCCACCAAGCAUGCGCAGUGCCUUUAGUUUCCUCCUCUCUCCUACCCCCUAGUGUCCAUUUUGCUCCCUCCUUUUUUUUUUUUUAAUCAAGUUUGCCAUGACAUUUCAUCUGGGUGGUCUCAAUAUGAAAAAACUUUCUGGACACUGGGCAGCAGCUGACUCUUCCCGCUGGAAGUGGACUUGGCCGGAAGGGGACAGUCAAGUGCAAUAUGGAAUUUUCCCUCCCACCCGGACGAUGUCAGGGGGCACUACUGGCUCCAGAACCAGUAGAGGGGAAGUCUCUUCCGCCAACAGGCUGGCGGGGCACCUAACCCUCCCCUGGAGAUGGCUCUUGGAGGAGCCCAGCCGCCAGAAGACAGGGUGUGAGAGAGGACAGUCGGGACACA
Molecule: messenger RNA, 2397 nt
Organism: Ochotona princeps (American pika)
Lineage: Eukaryota; Metazoa; Chordata; Mammalia; Lagomorpha; Ochotonidae
Gene: FOSL2
Product: FOS like 2, AP-1 transcription factor subunit
Exons: 4
Coding region: 671-1663 (330 amino acids)
Biological process (GO): regulation of transcription by RNA polymerase II
Cellular component (GO): nucleus
Molecular function (GO): RNA polymerase II cis-regulatory region sequence-specific DNA binding; DNA-binding transcription factor activity, RNA polymerase II-specific
Source: RefSeq, a predicted model, not a curated record